Molecule: messenger RNA, 1178 nt
Organism: Hibiscus syriacus
Lineage: Eukaryota; Viridiplantae; Streptophyta; Magnoliopsida; Malvales; Malvaceae
Product: sphingolipid delta(4)-desaturase DES1-like
Exons: 3
Coding region: 223-1164 (313 amino acids)
Biological process (GO): ceramide biosynthetic process
Cellular component (GO): membrane
Molecular function (GO): sphingolipid delta-4 desaturase activity
Source: RefSeq, a predicted model, not a curated record
GAUCGCUCAAUCAGUCGUACAACUGUUCUAAAAGGCGAGAAAAUAUCCCAUAUUUUAUUACGCAACAAAUUUAUGGCGGUUUCCGUGUAUACAUAUAUCAUACAUCAGAGAAGAAAAUCCGCAACUUCAUACUGACAAACAGAUAGAAGAGGAGAAUCAGAAGGAAAGAUAAUCAAAAGGGUUUUGGACUUUGGAGGGGAAGAGAAAGAAGAAGGAAUAGUAAUGGCAAAUGACUUCUUUUGGUCAUAUACAGACGAGCCUCAUGCUUCAAGCAGACGUCAAAUCCUCUUUCAGUACCCUCAAAUUAAAGAGCUCUUUGGCCCUGAUCCCUUUGCUUUCCUCAAGAUAAGUGUGGUUGUUUUGCUUCAACUAUGGACUACCACUAUCCUUCAUGAUGCCAGCUGGUUGAGUAUAUUGACAAUUGCCUACUUCUUUGGCUCUUUCCUAAACCACAAUCUCUUCUUAGCCAUCCACGAGCUCAGCCACAAUCUUGCCUUUUCGACUCCUAUCUACAACCGUUGGCUUGGGAUUUUCGCCAACCUCCCCAUCGGCGUGCCUAUGUCCGUCACUUUCCAAAAGUAUCACCUCGAGCAUCAUCGUUUCCAAGGGGUAGAUGGUAUCGACAUGGAUGUUCCCAGCUACAUCGAAGCGCAUUAUGUGACUAAUGUUGUCUCAAAAUCAAUAUGGGUUAUCUUCCAACUCUUCUUCUAUGCACUCCGUCCUUUAUUCCUCAAACCAAAGCCCCCCGGUUAUUGGGAGUUCAUAAACUUAUUUGUUCAGCUCGCUCUUGAUGCAACCAUUGUUUAUUUUUGUGGGUGGAGAUCUUAUUCUUAUUUGAUCCUUUCGACAUUCGUUGGGGGUGGAAUGCACCCGAUGGCUGGCCAUUUUAUCUCCGAGCAUUAUGUAUUCAAGCCUGAGCAAGAGACGUAUUCUUACUAUGGUCCCCUCAACCUUUUAACAUGGAGUGUUGGCUAUCACAAUGAACACCAUGAUUUCCCAAGGAUCCCAGGGUCCAAGUUGCAUAAGGUGAAAGAAAUCGCUCCUGAAUAUUACGAAUGCUUGGAAUCGUAUAAAUCUUGGAGCCAUGUUAUUUACAUGUAUAUUAUGGACCAAACAGUUGGACCUUUUAGUCGAAUGAAGAGAAAGCUCCCCCAAAAAAAAUGAAUAGGUUGUUUCUC